AUGGGCAUUGGGGUGAACAAGUCUCCACUCUCCGGUCCAGAUUCCGAUCACCAUCACCAUCGACCGAUCGUCAUGGCCGCUGGCGACGGCGAGCCGGACCCGGCGGUGCAGCAGCGUCCGCAGCUGCAGUCGAAGAAAGUGUGCGUGGUGGGCGGCGGCAUGGCCGGCCUGGCGGCCGCGCGCGAGCUGCGGCGAGAGGGCCACGCGGUCACGGUCAUGGAGCAGAGCGGCGACGUCGGCGGGCAGUGGCUGUACGACCCGACGACCACCCACGGCGUCGUGCCCAGCAGCGCGUACGCGUGCCUCCGCCUCCGCACCCCGCGGGAGGCCAUGAGCUUCUCCGACUUCCAGUUCCUUCCCAGGGACGGCCCCAGCCGCGACCCGCGCCGCUUCCCCGGCCACCGCGAGGUGCACUUCUACCUCCGGGACUUCUGCGCCGCGUUCGGGCUUAUGGACGCCGUCAGGCUCAACACCCGGGUCGUCCGCGUCGCUCCGACGUCGACGACGACGCGUCAGCGUCAGUGGGCGGUGAGGUCCGUGCGGCUCCUCGGCGGCCCGGACGAUGAUGCGCGGGUAGAGGAGGAGGAGGAGGUAGUGUUUGACGCGGUGGUCGUGGCCACCGGUCAGUACUCGCAUCCGAUGCUCCCCAGCGACAUCGAGGGGGUGGGGGAAUGGAGGCGCCGGCAGCUGCACAGCCACUUGUACAGGACGCCGGAGCCGUUCCGCGGCGAGGCGGUGGUGGUGGUCGGGUGCGGGGACAGCGGCACGGACAUCGCGCUGGACCUCCGCCGCGUCGCCAGGGAGGUGCACCUCGCCGCCAGCUCCGAGGGAGCCACGCCGGCCGUGUCGAGGAUGGUGGCCAACCACGGCGACGUGCUGCGCCUCCACCCGCGGGCACGCCGGCUGCACGCCGACGGGCGCGUGUCGUUCGCGGAUGGCUCCUCCGUCGUCGCCGACACGGUGAUCUUCUGCACGGGGUACGGCUACUCGUUCCCGUUCCUGGACACGGGCGGGGCGGUCGCCGUGGGCGACGACGGCUGCGUGGUCGGGCCGCUGUUCGAGCACGUGUUCCCGCCGUCCCUCGCGCCGUCGCUCUCCUUCGUGGGCGUGGCGAGGAAGGUCCUGGUGCCGUGGUUCGUCGAGGCGCAGGCGAGGUGGGUCGCGCAGGCGCUGUCCGGCCGCCGCGCGCUGCCGACGGAGGCAGAGAUGCUGCGGUCUGUGGACGAGCACUUCCGCGCCAGGGAGGCCGCCGGCGUGCCGAGGAAGCACACCCACCACCACAUCGGCGGCAUUGACAAAAUGAUCGAGUUCAUGGAGGAGUACGGCGGCCUGACGCCGAUGGAGGACUGGAAGGAGGAGCUGCUGCUAUCGAGCAUGGCGAGCAUGUGCGACGACCUCGAGACCUUCCGCGACCGCGCCAACGACGGCGAGAACGUCCGGAAGGGCCUGCAGGGAUGGCGCGGCGGCUUAGAUGCUCAGGCUCAAUACAAAACCAUGGAUGCUGCUGCUGAAGCUGAUGGGUUGGCCAUAGAUGAUUAA
Molecule: messenger RNA, 1539 nt
Organism: Triticum turgidum subsp. durum (durum wheat)
Lineage: Eukaryota; Viridiplantae; Streptophyta; Magnoliopsida; Poales; Poaceae
Source: the annotation of a GenBank genome assembly